Syngnathus acus (greater pipefish) is the source of this 3226-nucleotide messenger RNA. Its product is annotated as protein Wiz-like. The record is from RefSeq and is a predicted model, not a curated record. The transcript is spliced from 10 exons. Gene Ontology annotation, biological process: regulation of transcription by RNA polymerase II. Lineage: Eukaryota; Metazoa; Chordata; Actinopteri; Syngnathiformes; Syngnathidae. Gene Ontology annotation, cellular component: nucleus. Bases 443 to 2482 code for a protein of 679 amino acids. Gene Ontology annotation, molecular function: RNA polymerase II cis-regulatory region sequence-specific DNA binding; DNA-binding transcription factor activity, RNA polymerase II-specific.
CUUGAUAAUGAAAUGUACUCUGUCCUGAGUCAACACGUCUAGAUCUACCACUAAAAGAUGGAUAUUUUUCAUAUUCAUCUUUUGGUCAGAAAUCCAAAUAUCUUCAAUAUAUAAAAUGACCAUUAAACAAUAUUAUUGGCAGAAGCAGUACAUCUGACUACUCUUUCUUUGAAGGGAAACACCUAGUCCAGGGUUGCUAGUUCCGGUUAGCAAAAAUCAAGGCUUUUUAUGUUGACACCGGGGUUAGUCGUUUAUGGUUCAAAGGCACCUAUUAUUCAAACGAUAUCAACUGUCCCGUGACUCAGAACAAUGAUAGUCACAAGCCACUGGUUUCUGAGAUCCCAAGUUUCCCAUCAAUGUUCAUUCCGCUGCUCCUAUGCCUAUGAGAAAAGAGAUACUGCAAGACCUCCUGAGUUAAAGCUGAUUCCAACAUUCAAGAGUCAUGACAACCCCAAAAGAGAUGGAUCAACAAUGUUCUCCAGCCCGAACAUCAGCAGAUUUGCUUCCUGCUACAUUUGCUUCAGCUUUAAGACAACGGGAGGAAGGCAGAACUGUAUCCUCUUUGGAGCACCCUACACCAGCAAAGCCACUAUGGGCGCCUCUUGAAACGGAUGCUCCGGUCACAUUAGCUUCAAACAACCACAAUAACGGCGACGAGGUUCACGUUUGCCAGCUUUGUAGCUGCUGGUAUGAGACACGUAAAGCUCUGUCCAGUCACGCUCGCUCCCAUUUGCACCAAAUGGGAAUCACUGACAUCAAGGGCAGCCCCAUUGACUUUCUUUAUCAGAUCAUGAAGGAUGAAGAUCUCAAGUCCGCCAGCAAGAAGCAACAGGAGCAGCCUAUUUCUACAAACAAUCCACCUGGGAGUCCCACUAAACGUCCACCAGGGCUCUCCCCUCCGCCUAUGUCACCUCCUUGUAAGCGAGCAAAGCCACCUGAGGAGUUCACCUGUAUUCUUUGCGGGGAGGUCUGUAAAAAUCGGAAAGGCUUGGCUAGCCACUCGCGGUCUCAUCUACGACAGAUUGGAGUUCUGGACCUUCUGGGGAAAGAUGAGUCCGCUAUCGAUACUGUUCACGAUCUGGUGAGCAGUGGCGUGUUAGAAGCUACACAUGCCCCAAAAAUGAGCAGCAGGACUUUGGCCGCGCCCUCUUCAGCGCCAGGCUCUCCUGUGGCCUCCCAGCCUCUGUCCCCUGUCAUGGGGCAAUCCAGAUCUUCUUUUCCCUCCACCCCGCCGGGCCUUGCCAAGUAUCCACAGAACCCAGUGAAUCGUGCCCCAAAGGCAAAGAAAGGCUUUCGUCUGGCGGUGGACCCUCUCCUGAGAAAACCCAAGCCUGAGCCUUUGGAGAUUGAUGUGUCUCUCAUGGGUGGAGCCAGCUCAAGCAGCGGAAGUACUCCACCACUGAACUUAUCUGCUUCUGUAACUCCUUCCAAAGCUCUCAGUGCAGAUGAACACCCGCCUCCGACAGUCCCCUGUGACUACUGCGGUCAGCUUUUCGAGACUCGCAAAGCGCUGUCGUGCCACGCCCGCGCCCAUCUGCGCCAGCUUGGCCUCACCUGGUCAAUCAAGACGUCACCGAUCGAUCUCCUCAAUGAUGUCAUGAUGCGAGGUGGCAACAAGUUUUUGUCCGGCGAGGUGUCGUCAUCCGGGAAAAUCCAGUGGAGUCCUCAAGGUCCUAAAAGGUCAUCGGAGAGCCACCAGACGAUCUCCAACCUGUCCUCCUCACCUUUGGAUUACUCCAUGAAAGACAAAUCUCCAUCUUGCAAGAGUGGAGCUAUGACCUUAGGCAAAUCGUGUGAGCUUUGUGGCUUUAGCUUUGAAAACCGCAAGGCGCUAGCCAGUCACACACGGGCUCACCUUCGCCAACUGGGCGUGCUGGAAUGGAGAUCGGAAGGGGCGACCUCGCCGAUUGAACGCCUCCGAGAGUUGAUGCGGAAGGACCCGGUUAAGGUGGCUGCUGUCACCCGUCGCUAUCGUGAGGGAGACGUUAACAUCAAGAAGAAAACUGUUUCGCUAUCCACUUUGUCAGAUUCUGAAUCACUGCCUGGCAGCAACCCGAAUUUCUCAGGUCAUAAAGUAGGUAAAGAUGACCACGGUGUGUCUCUCGGUACAUCCAAACAAGUCCACGCGCAUGCUGUAGCAGCGUAUGGCGGAGGUGGUGUGCGCGCUCCAAGAGCACUUGCGCUUCCAAAACGUAUUCCACCAGCGGGAGAAGAAAACCAAGACACCAACUCGCAGCAACCAUCGCGGACCGGAAGCAUCCCGGCUCUGCUGCCCAAACCGCCGUUAACUCCUUUGGUAAAACUGGUCGGAAAAGUUUACUCUCUCAAGUGCAGGUUCUGUGAAAAAGUGUUUCAUGGACCUCACUCUGUUCAAGAGCAGUGGAUCACACAUCUGCAAAAACACAUUCUGUCGCUGGGCUACAAAGGUCAAGAGUCUCCCCCUGCUGCUCCCCCUGGUCUCAUCCAAUCUGUGGCUGUGUAGUUUGAACAAAUGGACUAAUUGUUUUAUGCUGUGCUCAAUUUAACUUCUUUGAGCUUAUGCCACUAUCAUUCUCUGGCAUGAAGCUUAUGAUCUGUUUUAUUGCAGUUGGGGGUGGGGGUCAUGAAUUGUGCAGUUUGCAACUUAAGGACCAAACCGGAUUUUAGCAUUCACAUGCCUACAAACUGCACAUUAAAAUUCUUGCCUAAACAACCCCUACUUUAUUUUAUACACCAUUGUCACUGUGACCAAAGUUAUGUUUUAAGUGUUUUACAGAAAUACUGUAUGGCAGAACACAUACAAAUGGGUUAUUGAUGAUUUUUGAGAGUCUGUUAGAAACCUGAUUUUCUCUUUUUACUCAACCUAUUUUUAUGUCAAUUCAAUUCUAUCAUGUUUACAUGUCACAAUUUAAUGAUUGUUUGGUCAUUUCAUGCACAGAGAACAACAUUGUGUGAAUUGUGCCCAUUCACACAAAACUGCUCUGUAAUAUAUGUACAUACUGUAAAUCAGGGGCGGAGCUACGUGGUGGCUGGGGGGUAUGAUCACCCCUGGUCAUUCUCCGCCCUUUCCGCAUCGAGAGGAACAUUUUAAUACCUGUGGCUUUCUUGCCGUUUUGACAUGGAUGAAGUUGUCUUAGGUCCUUUGAUACUCUGCCACAAUUGAUUUAUAUUGACUGUAUAUUUAAAGAAUAAAUGAACAUCAGUGAUUGAAUCUAUAAAAAGAAUAAAAUAAUGUGUUUUUUGCAAA